AUGGUCCAGGGCUACCUACUGGAAAUUUCCUCGUCUACCGCCACCUUGUGUGAUCCAGCCCUGCCCCCCACAACCUCCUGGUCGAGGACCUCCCGGUCUACGGCCUUUUUUCAUCCCUCGUCCAGCUCUCAAUGGUGUUCCUGUUCCACCGCCUGUUGGACCUCCUGGACCCCAUCCACCUCCCGACAGUCCUUAAAACUACAAUUAUUCUAA
Messenger RNA from Puccinia graminis f. sp. tritici CRL 75-36-700-3, 213 nucleotides. RefSeq lists its product as uncharacterized. Bases 1 to 213 code for a protein of 70 amino acids. The transcript is spliced from 2 exons. NCBI's taxonomy places the organism in Eukaryota, Fungi, Basidiomycota, Pucciniomycetes, Pucciniales, Pucciniaceae. The record is from RefSeq and is a predicted model, not a curated record.